AAAAAGAGUGAGUGAGUGAGUGAGGAAAGGGUCUGCCUCUGCCCUUUUUAAUGGUCUAUUGUUGAGACUAGCACACAUCUCAAGCCAGAAGUAGCAGAAAGAGAAGAAGAGAAAAUGCGAUUAUAAAUUCUCACCAAGACGGCUUCUCCUUCUCCGUAACGGCUACUUUUUUCUUCUCAUACGGUCAGAGCAGGAGGAGACCUCAAGAUUGACCUGACUCUCUCUGGUUUUGUGGUGAGGAAGGACUUGUUCAUCGCUUUGUUUUGCUUCAGCGAAUGGACUGCGAUAACGACAAAAGUGCGCAAUGGGGUUGGCAAAAGGAUAGUUAUUUCCAAAAGGAUCCAAAUUACGUCAUGUCUGAAGGUCUUUGGAAUGGAGUGGCUCAAAAUGAAGAAGAUAUUUCUUAUAUGUUUGAUGAGGAAACAACCCCAGUUAAGGCCUGCAUGGAUUUGGAAUACCAUGUUGACCAUAAAGAUACUAUGAACAAGGAAGUUGAAGAAUGUAGGGAGUCCUUUUCACAAAUGAAGAGGCGCCGGAUGCUACAGUUUACCAAUGAUGACUUUGAUAACUCCCUUCUCUGUGAUGAGAUUUCAUCCGUCUUUCUUAAAUCAAAUGAGGUUGAUUCACUUGAGGAGGCUUUACCUUCUGCAUCUGAUUGGAUCUCUGGAUUUACAGAUACAUCUGCGUCUGCCUCUGGAUAUGAGACCCUGGAUCAUUCGGACGAAUGGAUUACUGAUUGCCUUAAUGAUAAUGAGAUGCAUUUCAGCUCUGAUACUAUGAAUACUUCUGGCACAUCUGAUUUUCAAAUUGAUAUCGCAGAGUUUUGCGAGAUUGCACCCGAGCAUGAAAAUAAUUUGCCACAACAACGUGUUUCUACUCCACAGAAGAUAGUUUUCAAAGGUAGGAAGUCUUUCAUUCGGACUCCCACUAAGCUGGCUACUUCAGUGGCAUACCCGUUUGCCUUUAUUAAACCCUCAGGGGCCCAUGGAGACGUAACUCUGAAGGAUAUAAACCAGAGAAUCCGCACUCCACCACCUUUGAAGUCAAAGAAAGCGACCGAAGAUCCAAGCAUUCCUUACCCCACUUCAGCCUUUUCUGGGAAGCCGGUUGUUGGAAAAACUAAAAUUCGUACCGAAGGAGGGAGAGGUAGCAUCACAAUUAUGAGAACAAAAGGCUAAGCAGGUAGAUAAGUUUUUCUUAACUUCCUUUUUGCGGCACCUUUGCCUUACCCCUCCACUAAUUUAUUGGGGUUGAGUUUUUCCUGUAAUAUUCCAGGGCAGUCAGGUAUAGGAGUUUCUAGUGCAUUUUUUUGUUGGAGGAUGUUUUUGGAAUGCAUAAACAUACCACUCUGUUUAUGCAUCUAAGUGGUGUAUUAGGUGUCUAAGUAGCUGUUAUUUUUUACAUGUUGACUUUUGAGUAGCCAAGAAUCUCUAUGCCUGGUAGAUCCUAUUUGCUCUGGUUUGUAAAAAGAACAUUGAUACCGUGCGCUCUCCCGGCCCCCGGCCCUUGCCCUUAAUUCCUAAAUAUAAUCCUUAUGUAUUGGAGUUAUGUAUAUGAAAAAUUGUACUUUAGAUGAGAUUGAAACUGCAAAAUAGAUAUGAUUUUACAUGCAUA
Molecule: messenger RNA, 1614 nt
Organism: Humulus lupulus (European hop)
Lineage: Eukaryota; Viridiplantae; Streptophyta; Magnoliopsida; Rosales; Cannabaceae
Product: protein XRI1
Exons: 9
Coding region: 276-1178 (300 amino acids)
Biological process (GO): male meiotic nuclear division; female meiotic nuclear division
Source: RefSeq, a predicted model, not a curated record